Messenger RNA from Manis javanica (Malayan pangolin), 2001 nucleotides. The record is from RefSeq and is a predicted model, not a curated record. Lineage: Eukaryota; Metazoa; Chordata; Mammalia; Pholidota; Manidae.
GCCGUCAGCUGUUGCCCUUUAGAUACCCACCUAUUCCGAGCCCCGUCUUCCCUAAGAGGAAAUCCUUUUCCUCAUCACCUCAGCCAGGAGGUUUCUGCCCCUCCCUCACCGCCCCUUCGCCCUCCCGUCUUUGACCCCUACACACCCCUCCACCCGCGGCACUUUAUGCACACCUUUCAGGGGAACUGGCCGUAUUCUACUUGGGUGAUACUUAAUUUUGUUCAUGACUACUAGAUUGUAAGCUCCCUGGGGGCCAGGAUCUAUGCCUUUUGAAUUCUUGUUUUCCUAGCUUCUACCAGUGAGCCUUACCCAGAAGAAGGGUUUGUGUGCAAACUGUCUUGUCAAAUUAAUGAAUGAGUAAUUUUGUGAAUGUUGCUCAGAGUUAAGUAAUGGAAACAUUCAGGGCAAGGAUUUCUUUGCUUCUCUCCCCCUUCCCUCCCUCUGUGGCUCGCCUUGUGCUGCCGGAUGCUGGUGCAAACACGGCGAAUGUUGUGGUAAGGAAGAACUGAACUCAUACCGCCGUUCCUGCCUUCCUGACGCCAACAGUUUAAUGCGGACAACAGCUGUUAAUUAAAGCCUCCCUACACGGUGAAAGUAAAAUGAUAACCCAUUAGAUAACCGUGAUGAGGGCUUGAAAGAGAAAUACAUGCUUCUAUGAUAGUGUCAAUCAAGUGAUGACUGAGCUAAACAAUCCGAAGGAUCGGUGUUAACUGGGGGAACUGAAGAGGCUGACACAGUGAAGUACCUGCCUAAAGUGAGGCAUCAUGUGCCAUGGUCCUGUGGCUGGAGAGAGCCAGACCUGAAAACUGAAAGAGAUCAAAUAGAGUCCAGGUACCAGACUUUCCUCCUGUAUUUUUCAACGUGAAGUAGGAUCUUGCUACAAAACAAGUAGUCCUAAGAAAGCUUUUGAAUUUACCAGUGUAGAGAACACUGGCCCAGGAAGCAGCCAUGCCUGUGGAAGGAGGGAAAACAGACAUGGAGAGGAUCGGCCUCUUCAGUGAGAUGGAAUAUGUCACUGUCGGUGAUAAAUAUGUGUCACACUUUAAUCGACCCUUUAAUGAGGCUGCAAGCAAAAAUAGACAGAUACUACCUGGAGGAUCCAAAGAAAUGUCAAAUCUCCAGGCAGGUUAUUUUGACCCCCAUUUUGUAAGGAUUUUUGAAGGCGAAGGCUAUGUAAAUCUGAAUCAAGUGAGAAGACGGCGUAUGAUGGAAGAAGCCAAAAAAAAUCUAGGCAAAGCCUUCCUCCCUAGUAGUGGAGAUAAAAAGCCAUGUGGAUUAGGAAGCUACUAUGGAACAAUAGGUGGUCCAGUCUCAUUCUUCAGUGCACAGUCCAAACCCAGAGAAAAAUAUGAGGCACCUGGAAAAAAUUUAUACACAAAUCCAGGAAAGAAAGGAACUGGAUAUGGCUAUGCAAAUAUUACCAUUGGUAAACAAUAUUCACACUCUUCUGAUUUCUAUGAUGCACCAAAAUUAAAUUAUAAGAAAGAGAAUGAAAAACACCAUCGUUUACUUAAAGGGACACCUUUCAAGUUAAAUCUUUGCCCAAGGGAAUAUUUUGAUGCGAAUCCUUACUUGUCUGAGAAAUCUCUACCACCAAUUAGAAAAGCAGAGAAGAAAGAAUUACUUACACUCCCUUUUAAGCCCUCCUCUCCUGGUAAAAAGGCUGGUGGAAUGAAGGCAGGAACAUUUGAACCUUACCCUUCACAUUCUGCUGACCCUUACGUGGUUAAAUUGGCAAAGCAGGUUUCCAGCAAAAGUGUUAAGAUUUUCCAUCCACCAAAUGGACCAAAAAGCAGACCAAUUAAAAGUAUAAUGACUUUGCAUGUCGAAAGGACACUAAAUAUGAAGAAUUACAAGGCUGCUUCAGUACAGUCCUAUUAACAUCUGGAAGACAAGUAGCUUUCUAGAUCCUGACUACCAGUAAUUCAUUAUCAAGUGCUAAUUAUUUGAAAAAAUAUAAGAUACUGUGGAACAGAUAGCUAACUCAAGCAUUAAAAGAAA